UCACUGAAUUCUACUUCUGAAACCAAUAUUGUACUGUAUGUUAACUAACUAAAAUAUAAAAAUAAAAACAACAAAACCCCAAAUUUUCCAUACGAGGGACUUCUGCUUCUGGGAAGAUGGAGUAGGUGUACUUUGCUUAUGCUUUCUACCAAGUGUGACUAAAAAUCCUGGACGUUAUGUAUAAAACAAACACAAGGCCUUGACAGGUGGAGAGAAGAAAACAGACAAGUUAGGAAACUUGAAAUCCAAGGAACAUGGUGGUGAGCUCUCUGGGUUUUGUUACUGCCUCAUAUUUCCAGACUUGGAGAUGAAGAAGCAGCAACCUGGAAACACCAAUGGGUGCAGACAAAAACAAACACAAAAAACAAAAAAAAUACAAAAACAAACAACAAGCCAACAAACCAAAAAAGCAAAACCCUGUUGUCUCUAGCCAAAGGACCAAAAAAAAAAAAAAGGGGGGGGGGGGAGCCUGACAAGACAGGGAGCCUGUAUUCCAGCCAAAUAUCCCAGAAAAAAACUGUGGCUCACCCCCAGCCCCCCUCCCCAGUAAAGACUUAGGCUAGACUUUCACUCUCACCAGGCUAUAAAGUAUUGUCCCAAAUCACCCCUUCCUGCCAGACUAGUGUCAGAGAACACUGGGUGAUAACACCCCCAUCGUGGAGAUCUUGGGAAGUGUGAACUUUUCGUUUUGACCCAGUGAUAAUGAGGCACCAUUCCGCUUAAUUGGUGGGGUAGUAUCAGAGGAGGCUUACUGGAAAUUCAGGACUUUCACCUCCUGAAUAAGACCACCUCCACUGCGGUAUCAGUGGAGACCAAAACAUGAGGGGAUUUUUCUGUGGUCUUCACAGAUCUAGUUGAUCUCCUUGAGGUAAAAUUCAUGAAAGUGGCUCCCCUCCCAGAUGAAACUUGGGACCCCAAGAAUUUGUUUCUUCCAUGCUGGUCCUCAUUCAGCCUCCAGCAAUUUAUCAAUUACCAUUUAAAAAUUCCUAUCAGUUGCUGACUCUAGCAGUGGCUUCUGCUUCUGAGAAGCUGUGAUUCUCUAUAUUCACCAGUCUCUUCAGUUUUGGGGUGUCUGUUUGCCCUGUGACUUCAGUUCACUGGUUGACCUAGGAAGACAUUAUGCUUAUCAAUUUGUUCAGCUUUUUUCUUAUUUUGAGGAUGGCAACUCCCAAGCUUUUUACAUGUUGUGGUGGAACAGGAAUUUCUGUGUUGAUUUUUAUUCAUCCUUUUUUUUUUUUUUUCUGUUCCUCAGACUGGAUAUUCUCAAUUGACCUAUCUUUGAGCUCACUGAUUAUUUCUUCUGCCUGCUCAGAUCUGCUGUUAAGCUCUUCUCAUGAAUUUUUCUCAGUUACACUUUCCAACUCCGAAAUUUCUGUUUGACUCUUUACUAAUUUCUCUCUUUGUUGAUACUCUCCAUCACAGUCAUUAUUCUCAUACUUUAGUUCUUUAGACAUGGAUUCCUUUGAAAAUAUUUAAAAUAGUUGAUUUAAAACCUGUGUCUAGUAGGGCCAAUGUCUGGGCUUCCUAAGGAAAGUUUUUUAUUAAUUACUUCACUUUUAUCAGCCAUACUUUUGUUUUUUCUUUCCUUCCUUCCUUCCCCCCUUCCUUCCUUCCUUCCUUCCUUCCUUCCUUCCUUCCUUCCUUCCUUCCUUCCUUUUUCUUUCUUUUCUUUUUUUCUUCUAUCUUUUUUUUUUUUUUUUGCAUGUCUUGUAGUCUCAAUGAAAACUAGACAUUUAAAAUAAUAUAACAUGGCAACUCUGGAAAUCUGAUUCUCCCUGCUAUCCAGAGUUUGUUUUUGUUUGGUGACUUCUCAACAAAUUCUAUAAAAUCUGUAAUCUUUGUUGUAUGUGGACACUGAAGUCUCUGUUGAUUAGCUUAGUGAUCAGCUAAUGAUUGGACAAAGAUUACCUUAAAUGCCUGGAACCAAUUAAAUCCACUAGUCUUUCAUGAGGGGCUCUGUGUGCAUGUUGGGGCAUGCCUUUGACAAUCAGCCAAGCAAUUGAAAACUCUGCCAUAGCCUUCACUUUUUGCUUGGAAAAACCCUCAAGGUCAGUCAGAGGUGAAUGCUUAGGGCCAUCUCAUGUCUUUCUUGAGUAUGCUCACAGCCUUAGACAUGCACACAACCCUACACCUGUGCAUGGCUUAGAGUCCCAGGAAUAUAUCAGAGCUUUUCAAAACUCCUAUGGACAUCUAAUUUACCAACUUUUCCUUUAAGCUGUUUGGCUACUCUGUGAUUUGCCCCAAAUGUUAUCCACCUACCUCAGGCAGCCAGGAAGUUAAAACUAUUGUCUGUAAUUGUUUUUGCCAAAAUCCCCUUCGAAGAAGACUUUUUGCAUUGGGUGAACUCUUAUGUUAUGUCAAAUAACAGACAGAUAGCUUUGCAAGUGAGGAUUUUCAGGUAACCAGCACACAGGUCAAAUAAUGACAGUUCUUUGGGAAUAAGGCUUUGAUAGAGCUUUACCUCUAUUUUCCCUUUGGUGGCUGCAUUGGAGCCUGGGCAGUUAUUUUCAAGGUUGCCAUGGAGCUGGAGAGUGAAGGAUGGAACAAUGCCAUAAACCUUGCUGUUUAUACUAAGAUUCAGUUCUUCUUAAAUAAAUGUUUCCUGAGCUGCACCAAGCUUUUAAUUUUCAGAGUCUGAAAAAGUCAGUUUUUCUGCUAGAUUCCUCAUUGCUUUUAGAGAGGAAAGAAUUUUCAGAGGUCUUAUGCCACUGCGUUUGUUGAUAACUCCCCUGCUGUUUGUGAUUCCACCCAGGGUUUGGACAAAGCAACAAGGAAUAACCCUUCAUAGUUAAAAUAGUUUCCUCAUUUAAUUGAACGAGCUUUGUUAGGUGUGAGUACUUCAAAAUAAUAGAAUCCUGGUUUAUAACAGGCAUCCUAUUCAAAUUACUUUUUGAAAUCUUUUUGCCUUAGCCAAGAAGUAUAAUGUCCCAAAGUCUGUUAACCUAUAUCUGAGUCCUGUAGAAUGACUACAACUAUUAUUCUGUUGUGUUGCCACAACAUAAAGUCUACCCAGUCUUCUAUAAUUGAACUUUUAAAUAUAUGAGUAUUUUUAGAUAUUAGACUCUCCCCACUAUCACACUACUGUCAUUUUACUUUAUUGAAAUCCCAGAUUUGCUUUUGAUUAAUGGUCAAGCCCUAAAAGGUUCUCUGAGGAAGAAAACUUAAAAAGGUGAGACUGAGAGUAAAUUAUUUAGAAUAGGAUUUGGACAUUCGUCUUGCUGUUGGUCCUAACAUAUAUCUGAACAUGGAAUGGAAUUCAGAACUCUGUGAAAGGGAGUUGGUGUCUGACGUGUUGAUGUCACACAGCCCAUGUAUGGCCUGACAGGCCUAGAAGUUGGAGCUGGACAUUGGCUGUGCAUUCUGCCAGCUCUCGUGGAGACUAUGCAUCUAAAAAUAAGGUCUUCAAACUUCGUAUCUUAAUUACUCCUAACAGGGAUAAUUAGAACUUUCUUUCUCAAAUUAAAAGUUUGAGAAAUUCCUGAUAAGAUGUACUGUUCCCUAAAGUUUAUAUUAAUUGUAAUUUUGUUUUACUGCCGGCGUUCAUCGAGCAUGGAAGAGUUAGAAAAUAAUAAGUCUACUAAAGUCAACACAAUAAUUAUGUUCAGCAUUGCUGGCGGUAUCCUGGUGGCCAUGCUUGUGCUGAUGGCUGUUGUCAUCUGUCUUUACUACAAAGUAGCCAACGCAUUGAAAUGUUCAAAGGCACCUCUUUGUUUGGCCUUAAAAAAUUCACCCCUGGACAAGGUCGCGGCCGCAGCCAUCACUGCUGGGUCUUAUCCCAACCUCCAAUGCUGUGACGAAUGUAGCUUGUAUGCCGACUUUGAUUCCCUGCCACCAUGCUUCUGUGACGUAAACGAGGGACUCUGACUUGGGUGGGCACAAAAAUCUUCAUGCGCAGUCUUUCUUUCUUAGUAGAAUGUUUUAUUAUUCAAGUCAAGUUUUAUAAUGUUUACAUUAUGUAUUAUGUAACAUAUUUAUGUAGUUUUGAAUAAAUGCAAUAUUGAAAAUA
Felis catus (domestic cat) is the source of this 4006-nucleotide messenger RNA. It is a transcript of the gene FAM24B, whose product is annotated as family with sequence similarity 24 member B. The transcript is spliced from 3 exons. Lineage: Eukaryota; Metazoa; Chordata; Mammalia; Carnivora; Felidae. The record is from RefSeq and is a predicted model, not a curated record. The coding region runs from base 3487 to 3864 and encodes 125 amino acids.